AUGAUCGAAGCUUUUAAAAAAUUAUUUUCUCGGGUCGGAAUAAUACCCUGGAAACUUUUAACAGAUCAAGGAUUAGAAUUCACUGCAAAAUUUGUACAAAAAUAUUUUCGCUCAAUAGAUAUGGAACACUUCUCAAUGCUCACUUCCCCCGUAUGGCAUGCAGGCAUGGCUGAGAGGGCUAAUCGUAGUAUCAAAGAGCGACUUUACCGUUAUUUUACAGAGAAUAAAACUUUAAAAUGGUUAGACGUUAUCCAGAAAAUUGUUUUGUCCAUUAAUCGUUCUUUUAACUCUAGUAUUGACAUGAGACCUAUUGAUGUGAAUUAUAAAAAUGCAGAACGCUUGCGCUUAUUUUUAAAACAAAAGGCAGUUGCAAAACACGCGCCAUCAAGUUGGAGAAAUAAAAAAUUUUCUGUUGGGGAUAAUGUUCGUAUAGAAAAAUAUAAACAUAUUUUCCAAAAAGGAUACCUACCAAAUUUUACAAAUGAAAUUUUCAUUAUUGACCAGGUUCGAUUGGUUCCCCAUCAACCUCCAACUUAUAAAAUUCGCGAUCGUAAAGGGGAAGAAAUUCUUGGGUGGUUUUAUGGGAAUGAUUUAAUUCUCGUUAAAGAACUUAAAAAGAAUGAGAAUAUUUAUGACAUUGAAAAGGUUUUGAGAAAAAGGAAACGAAAUGGUGUGGAUUAUCUUUUCGUAAAAUGGAAGGAUUAUGGGUCUGAACAUAACAGUUGGAUACCUGCUAACUCUGUUCUUUGGAGAUAA
This is a messenger RNA of Meloidogyne enterolobii, 756 nucleotides long. Lineage: Eukaryota; Metazoa; Nematoda; Chromadorea; Rhabditida; Meloidogynidae. The record is from the annotation of a GenBank genome assembly.